AUGGCGAGUUCCUACCCGAGUACGCACUCUUCCAAGGGGAAGAAGCUCCCCGCAUUCCGGAAUAUGGUCAUCCCCCCAGAGUCGCCUGUCGAUGAGUCGACACUGAUGCCCACAGACUACCGCACAACAAUCCACUUUUUGACGUCUCCAUCGCCAUCAACAGCGACCGCGCCCACAGCAUCUGGCAUGACAUCAUUGACCGCCAGCGCAAUGGACAUUGAUACUGUCGGCGGAUGCAGCCCCAACUCCGUGCCGGUCAGCGCGCUCCUAUCGUCAUCCGAGGCCCUCAAUGACUACAGCACAGCAUACCACAGCUCAGCAUCCAGCAGCCCGGCGCCGGCGUCGGCACCAAAGCCCCGCAACUUGAUCUCUCUGCCAUCUAUUCAAUCUCUCGGCAGCAAUAACAGCCCGCGGUACCGCGACGAUGAGAUUGCUGGCAUGGCUGGCCUCAUGGAACUCGCAGGACCUGAUACCAAGGGCUAUGGCACAGAAUCUUCCAGAUACUCAUAUGGGCCCAACGCUGCAGCACACCUUGGGUCAGUUUCGGAGACGAAUAGCUCAAGAAGCUCAAGCAAUUCCACUUCCCACAACGCCCCGUCUGCCCACAAUAGUUUACACAGAAAUGGUUCCUCGUUUGGCGUGCCACAUCCUUCUUCCGACCAUCAGCAACAUCACCAUUAUAACCAACAGCAGCUCCAGCAGCAUUAUGCCCAGCAGAACUACUAUAUCCAGCAACAGUACCAACAGCACCAGCAACGGCAGCAGCAACAGCAACAGCAGCAACGGCAGCAACAACAGGGUUCGCGGUUUGCCAUGCAUCAUCACAGCGCCUCACCGAUGGGGCUGGCGCAUUCGGCGACGCAUACUUCAUUGACAUCGCCCAACAGCACGAUGUCGCGCAACACGCACAAAGCCACACGUAGUUUCCCGGCAACCAUUGAUGAGGUGCAGGUAUCUCGCCGGCGCUCUCAGAGCACUACGGACAGCGCACAGCACGGCAUGUACUCACUCAGCAGUGCCCUGCCCUGUGUACUGGGCAACGCCAAUAUCCGUACGCGGUCCUACACCCAGACACAGCGGCAGCGCACCAGCGACACACCUCUCUUCCCAAUUCUCCUUUACCGCAUCAUCAACGAUGAGAAUAAUGAGGAGUGGAUUAGGUGGUGUGAAGACGGCCAGGCGUUCAAGUUUUCAUCUGCCGACAAUCUGCUCAGCUGCUUGCAGGCGGCUGGGCUGAGGGCGCAGAACUACCAUUCUAUUGAAAAGAACCUGAACGAUUAUCGAUUUGUUAGACUGACCGAUCAGCGGAGAAAGAUUCCAGAUCCCGAUGGCAAAUUGUGGUGGAUGUUUUCGCAUUCGCAGUUUUUGAGAGACUCACCGGAUGGGAUUAUUAGUAUUCAACGGAGAAGGAGAACUAAUCCGCCAGCGAUGGGUGGAAUAUUGCCGCCGCCGCCGCCAGCGGCUGCGCAUCCAAUGCCCCAUCCGUUGCCUUUGCCCACGCAGGAUCAGUACUCGUUGCCGUUGCUGUCAGAUAGCAAUGCUAGUCUGAUGCAGCAACAUCAACAGCAACAGCAACAGCAACAGCAACAGCAACAGCAACAGCAACAGCAACAGCAACAGCAACAGCAACAGCAGCAGCAGCAACAACAACAGCAGCAGCAGCAGCAGGGCCAGUACUGUGUUAUUUAA
Molecule: messenger RNA, 1689 nt
Organism: Kickxella alabastrina
Lineage: Eukaryota; Fungi; Kickxellomycota; Kickxellomycetes; Kickxellales; Kickxellaceae
Exons: 1
Coding region: 1-1689 (562 amino acids)
Biological process (GO): leaf development; positive regulation of transcription by RNA polymerase II; cell population proliferation
Cellular component (GO): nucleus
Molecular function (GO): sequence-specific DNA binding; transcription coactivator activity; DNA-binding transcription factor activity
Source: RefSeq, a predicted model, not a curated record